Molecule: messenger RNA, 4508 nt
Organism: Sphaeroforma arctica JP610
Lineage: Eukaryota; Ichthyosporea; Ichthyophonida
Exons: 1
Coding region: 304-2700 (798 amino acids)
Source: RefSeq, a predicted model, not a curated record
GUAUGACAUGAUACCUCACGAAUUGACUGAUUACAACACCAGAUAUACCUAGUAGUGGUAGUGGGGUUGUGUAUGGUCAUUAAGUGCUAUUGAGUUGUGUGGACUUGUGUAGACAGACACGGGGUAAAGCAUCUGACGACGUCCACACAUAAUUCCGCCCGCUGCAAUUGUAUUUGAAUUUCCGUGUUUGAUCUACGAUACAGAGUCCAAUAUAAAGACAAUCGCUUACGUACAGCACAUAGUAUACGAUUGACAUCUGUGUGCAGGCACGCACAAACCGACAAUCUCACCGUUGAUGCAGCCAUGAGGCUGAUCAUGCUGGUGACGUUUCUGGUUGUAUAUGUUUGCUUUGGCAGCGCAGUGCUAGCGCAGGAUAAUAUUCCAAAAUACAAAAGUAAUGACAGUCCAGAAUUUGAUACCAAUAUAGAUGUACAACACGAUGAGAAUACUGAUCGCGUAGAUGACAGAAGGUAUGUGCGUAGGCAAGCACAUGCGUCCACAGCAGAUGCCCCUACAGACGUUUUAGAUUCUAGUAGCACCUUGAAUAACACUCUGGGCUUGAAUGAUACGUUAGGCACUAAUAGUACGUUGAACAGUACUCCUAUUCUUAAUGAAACACUGGAAACGAAUGGCACAUUACCAGCGAAUAGUAGCGCAGCCAUCAAUAUCACUCUACAGUCCAAUACCGAACUAGUAGCAAGUAGCAAUGCAGCAAUAUCAUCUUCUGUAGCUGUUUCACUUGCUAUAUCAACAACGGCAACAACAUUUGAAACGACAACGUUAGUAUCGUCAGCAACAGUAAAUACAACAUCAACGUCGUCUGCAAACGUUAAUUCAACAGCAACACAAAGUGUGGCCGUUAAGGCGGCCACGGUUAACACCCUUACGGCACCGACGAACAGUUUGGCAACAACUGUAUUACCACAUAUACUUGAUGAAACUACCACCGCAACACCAGCCUUUACACAGCCUGCUGCCGUUAUAUCAGAGACAACUGAAGCCGUGCCUUUAGUGCCUGUAGUUGUACCAACAACCUUUGAGGAGCGGACGAUCUAUUACGGAGAUUUGCUAACCACGGUAAAUUAUUUUGAAGUGGCCAAUUACACAUCCCAUUUUGAGUUGCUCAGCGUGCAGAACUACGACGAUACAACACCCGUAUUAGAGCUCAUGGGUGCGGUGCUAGCAGUCCCGGCUGGCUCGCCCGACUAUGUGACCCCUAUGCAAGUCUACGCGGAUGCCUGUGGAGCGUUCUGCACUAACCAUACGGGUGGGUGCAAUGGUUUUGGGAUUCGAUUCGUCGAGCAAUCACAAGACAACGUGUGUGUCUUGCUCAAUUACACGCUCCUGUAUGCUAUGGAAGGCUUCUCGUGCGACGCUCUCUGUCCCUCAGGGAACGGUAUCAUGAUGAACAUCUUCUAUCCCAAUCUGCCCGCAUGCACGUCUUCCGAUUUCUUCGGCUGGCAGAAUGCCGGGGAACUCCAAACCAAUCUUCUAGACCACGGAUGCAAUCCCUAUCUAGCAAUUGGUGAAAAAUGCUCGUCCAUAUUCGCGUCCUGGGUGCAGGUGCCGGGUAUUGAUCUAACGGGCUGUCCAGUGAACUCAACUUGUGCCGAUGGGCGCAUACCCUAUGCGAAGUCGUGCGAGACGGACGAUAGUCUCGAGGAUUACAUUAAUGCGGCGAUCUAUCAAGAAGAGCUGCGACAGAACUUCAGCACUGACUAUGCGAACGGUUUGUACGACCAAAUGCUUGGUAUGGGAGAGUGGACGGGUAAAGUUAUCCCGCCAGUAGGCUAUAGUAUGCCGCUACCGGAUACAUUGCUGUCUUUAACCCAACAACAGUACGACUUGACGUGGCCGUUGCCGAGCGUUCCGGGCGAGAAUGCGAUUGAUAAUAUCAACGACUACUCACAAGCGUGCGCCUUGCAAUGCAGUGCGAAUACUACGUGCAUAGGGUUUACGGUUGUAUAUAUUCCCAACGAUCCACGCAAUCAGUGCCGUUUUGUGCCCAACGAUGCCGUGCCGCCGGGAAAAAGCUGGGAAUUCACGGCCCUGAGAUGCAGCACUAGCGACCCCUGCCCGAGUGGGAACAACAUACCCAUGCGACUGUACAUACCGGAUUCGUAUAGUCACUGUGGUGAGGAUAUGUUCCUGGGCUACGACUUGGGUCUGUACAAUCAGAUCAAGAACUACAACUGCCACAAUCAGCUGGUAAUAGGUGCUGACUGUGGAAUAGAUGGACCGCAGACAGAUGUGACCAACUACAAUGCGGGGUGCAAGGACAGGAUGAAGUGUACGAACUACUCGCCAUACUACAAGUGCCAGCUAGAACUCUACAACCCGUUCAACGACGCCGCGUCCAUCAGUAACUUAGUGGGCGACAUUGUGGUGCCAAAUAAGAAAGUCUCGUUUCUGGCCACGUUUCCUCUGACGAGAGAAGGCACGGUAGUCACUGUGGGAGCCCAGGCGGACUCGACUGUAUACUCGAACUACGGAGACUGUGCGAGAGCGUGUGCCGCCGCACCUCCCUGUGAGAUAUUCCAACUGACCGUGGCAACGAGACAGUGUGACCUGACACCCUACACAUAUGAUGAGUAUAUAGAACUACCACCAGGCAACGGGACAGGCACCUUAGAGGUCCUGACGGGGCAGCUCUAUCCACUCUUCAACCCUGUUGGCAUCGCAACCGCAGUCGAUGAUUAGACCAGCCUCGUAUGAACUUUACGCCUGAUUAAGUGAUGACCCGACACCAGUAUAGGCCACAUGCGCGCCUGUGUGUAUAGUAUAUACCCGCUUGCACUAGCAUACGCACGCUUGUAUCAGUUGUAAAUAGUUUACAACUUGGGUAAGUGCGGCUACGAGCAACAAGUAGAGCGAACAGCGUCGGUGAAAGGGUUGGGGAGUUACAGUGUGCCACAGCAAUGCCCUAGAGACCUUAUAAUUGAUGUGAAUCUAAGCUCGUGCAGGGGUAUGCAUACUCUCAACGCAUGGAUACGUACAGAACUACACAGCACCUGGGUGGAUGUUUGGGCCCGUCCUUGUAUGUACACGCUCCUCAUAUACACACGCGUGCAAAACAACAAAACAUAUGCGGAUAUAUUGGCACUCCCGCUCUAGGUCUAUGCUCUGCAUACUCUAGAAUGCAUGGGAAAUGUCUGGGUAUUUUCACUGAUGCGACAGAUUCAUCAAACCAACAUCGCAAUAAUACGAUGAAGCUGCAUGGUGUUUUACGUACGGACACCAAUGGUGCUCGCAAUGCCCGAAUUGUACACACACGCCACCAGGCCCAGACUCCAAGUUUACCAGCAGCGACGUCUCCUGUGACUGUUAGUAGACGGAGCACCGUAAGGACUAGUAAAUGGUAACGCCGAUAGAGCGUCACGAGAAACACUGCAGACUACGAUGACUCGAGCGGAUGGGGGUCGGAAGUUGGAGGUAUAUACUGAUCUGGAACAAAUCAAAUUCAAUAAUUUCUAUCGCGUUCGUGAUACCGAGGGCAAUCGAUUGACGAAUUUGAAGGGACACCACUGGUUCUGUGACAGGUGAAUAGCGUAUCCUUAGAUAUACAUCCGGAAGAAGGCAGGAGAAGUAUAUUUCAGCCAGAGGUUUGUUUUGUGAUUUGAACAUGUCAACUUGCUUGAUCACUUUCUAAGCUAUACACCAGCUUCACAAGUUGGUGUGGCGAGAGAAUGCAGCGACCGAGAAUGUUGCUAGGUUCGGGGCCUGAAGGAGGUGGUAAAAUAUGCAAGGCAUGAAAAGUAUCUGAAUGCCUGUGGCAAAAGACGGGUGGCUUGCCGGUGCUAGUGCCAGAAUUUUGACUUUUUAAAUAUCACAUACGCGUACAUCGCGUGUGAAUGGAAGUACGGAUUGGAAAUUAAAGUCGAUUCUACUUUUAGUUCUACAAAUACUGCGACUAGUCAACAAAGAAUGAAAGAAAAUUUAGGUAACAUCGUAUCUGCUGGUCAUAGUCUUGAUCAUCGAAUGAGAGUCGAACUUUAAUAGCAUAAUGACGAGCGUAGUGGGGACUUGCCGCUUACCGCUGGUCUCAAUGUAAUAAGUACAACUCGAAACUGUAUAUUUCGAUACAACGUACGAACAAGUUUGUUUUACGAACAAGUUUGUUUGCUGCUGCUGAACUCACUACAAAGACAAACUACUAGUGAGAUGUGUUCAGAAUAGCCUAGAACAGAUCAGUACUACUUCAUAGUGAUACACGCAGCGACGAUGGUCUGUUGUGACAGUGAGCCAAUUCUCUCGUAUGUUGCGCAUCCGCGCUCCUGUCCGAUCGAAUCUAGCCGUAUAUACACCCCUGCAACUUGCAUUGCUGAAGUGAAGUGUUAAAGUCACUGUGCCGGGUCUUGUGCUAUUCCUAACAUAGAACAACACGUCAAAUGCAACACUUAAACAACACUACUCGCUUAUAAGACAGUGUCAUACCACUGUAAGCUGUAUCUGACAUUGGAGUAGCACUUAACAUAGCAAAUCCACGCUGGUAAAAAUAUAUACACAGG